Messenger RNA from Paramecium sonneborni, 1047 nucleotides. NCBI's taxonomy places the organism in Eukaryota, Ciliophora, Oligohymenophorea, Peniculida, Parameciidae. The record is from the annotation of a GenBank genome assembly.
AAUUAAAUAAAAUGGGACCCUAUCUUGCAACACCAAAUGUUGAAAAAUCAACAUUUAAAGGAGAGAAUGAAUAAUUUAUCUUUGCAGCAACUCACAUGCAAGGUAUAAUAAAAAUUCUAUAAAUUAAAAGGUUGGAGAAAUACUAUGGAAGAUGCUCAUAUAUCUAAGUUAGAUAUUGAGCCAGGAGUUUCCUUAUUUGCUGUAUUUGAUGGACAUGGAGGCAAUGAAGUAGCCAUCUUUGCUGAGAGACAUUUUGAGGAAGAAUUAUUGAAAAAUUCUAAUUACAAAAAGAAAAAUUAUAAGCAGGCUUUAAUUGAUACCUUUCUGUAGAUAGAUCAACUACUUUUCAAACCAGAAGGUCAGGAGGAAUUAAAACAAAUUAAAGGGAAUACUGAAGGUAGAGUUUUUUUUAAUUAAUUUUGAUAGAAUUACAAGCAGGAAGUACAGCAAAUGUUGCUUUGAUAGUUGGGAAAAAAGUUUAUUUAGCUAAUGCUGGAGAUUCAAGAGCCAUGUUGUGUAGAAAUAAUACUCCUUAUGAUUUGAGUAAGGACCAUAAACCAGAUAUUGAAAAAGAAAAAAGAAGAAUUGAGUUAGCUGGAGGUUUUGUAUCGAAUGGGAGAACUAAUGGUAUUGAAUUUAACUUAAGGAAAGGAAAUUUAUCAUUAAGUAGAGCUUUAGGAGAUUUAGAAUAUAAAAAAGAUGAGAAAUUUAGGCAAGAUGAACAAAUAAUUAUAGCAGUUCCAGAUGUGAAAGAGGAAGAAAUUUAAGGAAACGAUAAGUAAUAUAUUUUAAUAAGUUUUAGAUUUUUAUUGAUGGGAUGUGAUGGAGUUUUUGAGAUUUGGGAACAUGAAUAAAUAAUUAAUUAUGUGAAUUCAUAGCUCAAGUACAAAGUGACAUAAGAAAUUAUUUAACAAGCUGCAGAAGGAUUGCUUGAUUAAGUAAUCGCUAAGGACACUUAAAGUAUAAAUAUUUUAGUUAUUAAUAGAUGGCACUGGUUGUGAUAAUAUGACGUGCAUUAUUGUAUAUUUUAAGUAAUGAGAAUAUAUA